Molecule: messenger RNA, 920 nt
Organism: Papilio machaon (common yellow swallowtail)
Lineage: Eukaryota; Metazoa; Arthropoda; Insecta; Lepidoptera; Papilionidae
Exons: 5
Coding region: 66-920 (284 amino acids)
Source: RefSeq, a predicted model, not a curated record
AAAAUAAAUAACGUUGAAAAGAUUUGAUUUGAUCUCAUAGGAGCAUUGUACUCCGCUGUGUUGACAUGUGGCAUUACUUCUUUUGUGUUCUACUGUCAUCCUUAAAUAAUUUGGCCAAUGCUAACUUUGAAUCUAAUGUUUUCAACUAUCCUAAUUUGCAGGACGAUGUUUUCGAACAACCCGUUAACAUGAUGGCCCCAGCGAGGAAUCCACAUGCGAAGGAUGAAAAUGUUCACAUGGAAGAGAAGAACCAUUACUCUGGCAUUCCUUACGACUGGCCAUCCAUGGAUUCAUUCUUCAGCAACGACGACGCCCUCAAUGAGUACAAUCGAAUCAAGAGACGAGCUAAAGGCACGGGAAAAUUCGAUUCCCUUAACGGACCGAAGAUCAGAGAAAGGCCAAAUCACUACCUAUAUCCGGAGCCGGUGAAGGACAAAAUCCUGCAAUUUACAACGACAACGAAAAAGCCUAGCAUACUCCCGGAUCAGAUGAAUCCGGGCGUAAUAUUCCGCGUACGGAUGUCCGACGCGAUACUCCGGAUAAAACAACGGAUGUACGAAGACCCCGAACGUCAUAUAGAAUCUGAUAUAAUAUAUACUAAUUUGAUUAAAAAAGUAGUAAUGGAUGAAAUAACAAAGUUUCAUAAUUUAUUACUAAUGUAUAAAACGGAUCGUAGUAUAAAAGAACAUCUUGGAGAAUGCGGUGGAAGAAUAUAUAAGUUUAUUAGUUAUAUGACCAUAAAGGUACAUAUAUACUGUUUGUUCGACUCGUUGUGGGUUGAUGGCAACCCUUACGUGAUAGGGGAUGAAUAUUCAGUUACCCCUGUGGAAGUUCCACCUAUGUUACAAUGUGAUGCAGCGGAAUGUAACUCAAUUGUUUUCGUCGACUCAAUAACUGAACCCAAAGAUGUCGAGGAAUGA